GGCGAGCGACGCGGAAGUCGCGAAGCGGGCCGGCUCCACGUCUCCCGUCCGGGAACGAAUUUAAGCCCGAGGGGACAAGUUUCCGAUCAUUCUUCCUCCUCCUCCCCUCCGUAUAAUAAGAUCCAUCCGUCCAUCCUCUAAUCCCGUAGCAGCCAGCGUAGCCUAGCCGCCCCCACCUGCUCUCCUCCGCUCCGGGAUCCAUCCGUCCACCCAGGCCGUCGUCGACCUAGGGUUUUGUGCAGACCAUGGCGCGGAAGAUGCUCAAGGACGGGGAGGCGCCCGCCGUCGCCGACGCCGACGGCGGCGGGGGCGAGGGGAGCUACGACUACGACCUCUUCGUCAUCGGCGCCGGCAGCGGCGGCGUCCGCGGCUCCCGCACCGCCGCGGGAUUCGGGGCCAAGGUUGCGAUCUGCGAGCUCCCGUUCCACCCCAUCAGCUCCGAGUGGCUGGGAGGACACGGCGGAACGUGCGUCAUACGUGGCUGUGUCCCGAAGAAGAUUCUCGUCUACGGGGCAUCUUUCCGGGGGGAAUUCGAUGACGCCAAGCAAUUCGGGUGGGAGAUCAACGGCGACAUCAACUACAACUGGAAAAAGUUGCUGGAAAACAAGACUCAAGAAAUUGUGAGAUUAAACGGAGUGUACAAGAGAAUCCUUGGUGGUUCUGGCGUGACGAUGAUCGAAGGGGCAGGGAGUAUAGUUGAUGCUCAUACCGUUGAAGUCACCCAGCCAGAUGGUUCAAAGCAAAGGCACACGACCAAGCACAUAUUGAUUGCAACUGGUAGCCGGGCAACUCUGGUCGACAUUCCUGGAAAGGAGCUGGCUAUUACUUCAGAUGAGGCUUUAAGUUUGGAGGAGCUACCGAAACGUGCUGUGAUUCUUGGUGGCGGAUAUAUUGCUGUUGAAUUUGCUUCUAUCUGGAAGGGGUUGGGUGCUGAAGUAGAUCUAUUUUAUAGGAAAGAACUUCCUCUAAGGGGUUUUGAUGAUGAGAUGAGAACAGUUGUUGCAAGUAACCUUGAAGGAAGGGGAAUCCGAUUGCAUCCAGGGACAAAUUUGACCGAGUUGAGUAAAACAGCCGAUGGCAUUAAAGUUGUGACAGAUAAGGGGGAUGAGCUCAUUGCAGAUGUUGUUCUUUUUGCUACAGGUCGUGCGCCGAACUCCAAUAGGCUGAACCUGGAAGCUGUUGGUGUUGAGGUUGAUCAAAUAGGAGCCAUCAAGGUUGAUGAAUACUCCCGUACAUCAGUUCCAAGUAUAUGGGCUGUGGGUGAUGUAACGAAUCGGAUUAACCUAACACCUGUUGCUCUGAUGGAGGCUACUUGCUUCGCUAAAACUGUGUUUGGUGGCCAGACAGUUAAGCCUGAUUAUAAAGAUGUACCUUGUGCUGUUUUCUGCAUUCCACCACUAUCUGUCGUCGGUCUGAGCGAACAAGAGGCUUUGGCGGAAGCCAAGAAUGAUCUUCUUGUUUACACAUCAAGUUUCAACCCAAUGAAGAACAGCAUAUCCAAACGCGUGGAGAAGUCUACCAUGAAACUGGUGGUCGAUGCUGAGACCGAUAAGGUACUCGGUGCAGCCAUGUGUGGACCAGAUGCAGCUGAAAUUAUGCAGGGCAUUGCUGUUGCGCUCAAGGCUGGAGCUACCAAGGCGACCUUCGACAGCACCGUCGGGAUCCACCCUUCUGCAGCGGAGGAGUUUGUGACGAUGCGGACCUUGACCAGGCGCGUGAGCCCGCCAUCCAAGCCAAAGACGAACUUGUAAGCAAGAUCCCUGCAAUGUUUUGGACCAAAAUUAUACUGGUGUGGCCACGGGAACUGUAGACACAGACUCUUGUUUCAGUUUGCUAGCCCUGCUCUUGGCAUUUGACCUGAAAGUGUGAUACGGUGUAUCUGAUUGAUGGUAGAAAUAAGUUUCUGUGGAACAGUUUGUACAGAAAUGGUGGGUAUUGUCAUGAUUUCCAACCCAAAUAAGCCCUUGAUGUUGAAAUAUUUUACCAUUUA
Triticum dicoccoides is the source of this 1990-nucleotide messenger RNA. Its product is annotated as glutathione reductase, cytosolic-like. The record is from RefSeq and is a predicted model, not a curated record. Gene Ontology annotation, molecular function: flavin adenine dinucleotide binding; glutathione-disulfide reductase (NADPH) activity; NADP binding. Bases 246 to 1751 code for a protein of 501 amino acids. Gene Ontology annotation, biological process: cellular response to oxidative stress; glutathione metabolic process; cell redox homeostasis. Gene Ontology annotation, cellular component: mitochondrion; cytosol. The transcript has 16 exons. Lineage: Eukaryota; Viridiplantae; Streptophyta; Magnoliopsida; Poales; Poaceae.